This is a messenger RNA of Oppiella nova, 828 nucleotides long. NCBI's taxonomy places the organism in Eukaryota, Metazoa, Arthropoda, Arachnida, Sarcoptiformes, Oppiidae. The record is from the annotation of a GenBank genome assembly.
AUGGGAAACGUGUUGAAAGAAAAUAAGGAUAUUUGUGAAACUUCUAAUAAGAAAACAUUUGAUAACUCAUUUGAAAUAAUAUCUAAGCUUGGUGAGGGUGGUUAUGGACAAGUAUACAAAGUUAAGUAUAUUUAUGACCAUAAAUAUUAUGCCAUAAAGAAGUGUCAAUUAAGAGAUUUAUCAGAGAAAGAUAAACAAAAUGUUUUGACUGAAACCACUAGACUUAUAAAACUUCGGUCCAAUUUUGUGAUACAAUACUACUAUUCAUGGAUUGAAUGCAAUUGUCUUUACUUUCAAAUGGAGUUAUGUUUAGAUAAUCUAAAAAAUGUUUUAGAUAUCAAGAAAUCAUUAUCUAAUGAAAUGCUAAUGGUUUCAGAAUAUUAUGUAUCGUAUUAUAUAUUCUAUAAACUGAUACAAUGUGUGCAGUAUUUGCAUGAAUCGGAUCCACAGAUCAUUCACAGAGACCUCAAACCGGAUAAUGUGUUGAUUUCAAUGGACGGACGCAUAAAGUUAUGUGACUUUGGUUUGGCUAAAGAGAUCGUGAAUAUUGAUUUGUUUCAUAUGUCUCAAGUGAAGUACUCAAACGUAGUAUCUGAUAUAAAUUACCAGGCUCCUGAAUCAGAAAUCAAUAAUGAUUAUAAUCAUUUGAUAGAUGUUUAUAGUCUAUCAUUAAUAGGUGCAGAAAUUUUUGGUUUCGAUAAAAACGAUAUAAUUGACGGAAAACCUAAUUGUGUUAUCCGAAUGGCUAAUGAAAACCUACCCAUAGGCAAUACAGAAACUAUGGCCCAAAAUGAAGCCAUUUAUAGAGGACAUGAAAAAAAUGAAUGA